AUGUCCCUCCGCACCCUCCUCCUCGCUGCAUCCACCCUCUCCGCCACAACAUCAGCCGCAGCAGUAACAGCAAGCAAGCACCGUCUUCAUGCGCGCGACUGGAUCGCCAGCGAUGAAAUCGUCGGCUUCAACCAGACCGUUCCGGACAAUUCCACCGGCGACCUCUACCUCGCCUACCAGCCCUACCUGAAGGUCGUGAACGGAUGCGUCCCGUUCCCCGGCGUUGACGCCGAAGGCGAUACCGAUGCCGGCCUAGCCCCCACCGGCUCCAGCGACGGCGACUGCAGCUCCAACACAGGCCAAAUCUACGUGCGCAGUAACAUCUCCUCCUCCAGCACGACCAGUGAAUACCCAACAGCAUUGCUAUACAGCUGGUACAUGCCCAAAGAUGAGCCCAGCGACGGCCUGGGCCACCGCCACGACUGGGAGGGUGUAAUCAUCUACCUCUCUGAUUCUACUACCGUCUCCGCGGAUAAUAUCCUGGCUGUGUGUCCGUCUGCGCAUGGCGGGUGGGAUUGCUCCACGGAUGGGUAUACGCUUGAUGGUACGAAGGCGCUGAUUAAGUAUGAGAGUAUCUGGCCGUUGGAUCAUAGUUGUGGGUUGACGGAUGUGGUGGGUGGGACGCAGCCGCUUGUUGCCUGGGAGAGCUUGACUACGGCGGCGAGGGAUGCCUUGCAAACGGCGGAUUUCGAUAAGGCCAUUGUGCCGUUUAAGGAUAGUACUUUUGAUGAGAAUUUGGCGAAGGCUACUUAUUGA
Molecule: messenger RNA, 756 nt
Organism: Aspergillus tubingensis
Lineage: Eukaryota; Fungi; Ascomycota; Eurotiomycetes; Eurotiales; Aspergillaceae
Product: NPP1 family protein
Exons: 2
Coding region: 1-756 (251 amino acids)
Source: RefSeq, a predicted model, not a curated record